CUGCCCACCCCAAGGUAAAAAGAGGAAGCAGGCAACGCGGAGGGCGGUGAAACAGUUAAGCUGAUUCAAGGUGACAUCACUGCUGAUUUGCAUAAGAGCGGAGCUAUAACUGGUCAUGCAGUGAGAGAGUCCUUUUAUACUACCCUCCGGAGCAGCGUCUGUAAAGAUCGGAGUUGUGUCUGUGCGUGCAAAGCAUCACUGAUUAAUCGGCAAAUAUGUCUGACAAACCAGAUAUGGCUGAAAUCGAGAAAUUUGAUAAGUCUAAGUUGAAGAAGACAGAAACGCAAGAGAAGAACCCACUGCCUUCAAAAGAAACAAUUGAACAGGAGAAGCAAGCGGGUGAAUCGUAAUGAAAUCAGCCGUUCCAAAUUAUGCACUGUACAUUCCACAAGCAUUGCCUUCUUAUUUUACUUCUUUUAGCUGUUUUAACUUGGUAAGAUGCAAAGAGGUUGGAUAAAGUUCAAAGGACUGUACUGCCCCUUUCACAUCCAAAAACGAAUAUAGAGAGAGAACUACUGAUGCUGCACGAAGGCGCUGCCCUUUCCAUCUGCCUGUCCAGCUUUGGUCCUGGUGGCACGAAAGAGCUUGCAUGUUUCCUGAAAGAAGAUCCUGGGUGGGACUACAGUAAUCUAGUAACACACGAAUACACGCAAAGCUGUACCAUGGUCCUGCAAGCUGUAAAAUGCAGUUAACCGAGUGCCAUUUUUUUUUGUUCAAAUGAUUUUAAUUAUUGGAAUGCACAAUUUUUUUAAUAUGCAAAUAAAAUGUUUUAAAACCUGGA
This is a messenger RNA of Heteronotia binoei (common prickly gecko), 781 nucleotides long. RefSeq names its product thymosin beta 4 X-linked (gene TMSB4X). Gene Ontology annotation, biological process: actin filament organization; regulation of cell migration. Gene Ontology annotation, cellular component: cytoplasm. The transcript has 3 exons. NCBI's taxonomy places the organism in Eukaryota, Metazoa, Chordata, Lepidosauria, Squamata, Gekkonidae. The record is from RefSeq and is a predicted model, not a curated record. Gene Ontology annotation, molecular function: actin monomer binding. The coding region runs from base 216 to 350 and encodes 44 amino acids.